Molecule: messenger RNA, 456 nt
Organism: Talaromyces rugulosus
Lineage: Eukaryota; Fungi; Ascomycota; Eurotiomycetes; Eurotiales; Trichocomaceae
Exons: 1
Coding region: 1-456 (151 amino acids)
Source: RefSeq, a predicted model, not a curated record
AUGUCCAAACUUGGCAAGAAUUCAUUUAAAACCUUUUUCCGAGAAUGUGCAAAGAUCAAACUGAGCAGUCUUUCGUAUAAUCAGUUUAACCCUUUUUCAAGGCAACUGGACCCCUGGAACGUGUCUCGACUGGUUAAAGACUUUCAGGAUUACGGUUGCUUCCCUCUGGACCCAGAAAAUCGUGUCUCUGCUCUCAUCUCGGAAAAUAUCUUUAAAGAAGCGCUUCGAUUAUCCAAUUUGGCCACACUAUGUGAACUCCAAGAACUGCCAUGGCUCAAGCUUCCAGAGGGUGCCAAGGUGGAGUUGCUCACGGGACAUCACAGAAUCGUGGCGGCUUCCAAGAUCGUUGAGGCCGAAGAAGACCCGGCUGGUGACUCGAGUGAGAAAUGGUGGGUGGUCAAUCUAUACAGCGAAGGUAUGGCUACAGUGCCAUCUUGGGGUACGUCUAACCAAUAA